AUGGAGAUUCGUUCGAAAGAAGAUCUUAUCGAGUAUCUACCCGACGACGCACCCUGGACAGUUUACCGUGACCCUGUCGAAGCCCUCCGAGCCCAAUGCGUGAAGCGGGGUCUUGAUCCUACUGGCCACGUAGUGGAAGUUCUCAACCGCCUCCACAAAUAUUCCCAACUUCACCCCGCUGGUGAACAGCGGAUCGUUCCCUGGCACUGCGGCGAGCCUCCUCUCUAUGUCGGCGCACUCUACCACGCUCAUAACAACAGAUAUUUGAUCGUCUCGGUCGAGGACAACAGCAACAAUACCUCGAUCGAGAAGAGGUUUACUUUAUGGGACCCUUCUUCGAUUGAGACGUUCCAUGUCAUCAUUGGCAGGGUUUCUAGGUGCAGUUGUCGGCUCAGCCGAGAGGAAGUAAGCCGCAAAAACCGCAUCUGUGGCCACAUUGUGACAACGUACAGAAAGCGGAACCUGGAGGCCCUACUACCACCUCCAGUUCUCUAUGGCAAUGAUGUCCGCAGCUAUGUGCAGUCCGACGAUGAAAGCUCAGAUGAUCACAUGACGCAGUCAUCGAGUGACGACGAUGAAUGGGAUAUCACAGACGACAGAGACAGCAACAACUUUUUCAAUGGAGACUCGGUUAACCGAUCCAUCGAGUUUUUCACGGAGAGGAGUCAAAUUCUACCUGGCUCCCCUUCCAUCGAGUCAUCAAAACCGUCUCCCGCUGUCUCAGAAGAAGAACCCGAGUCCCCCUGCCCUCUUCCUCGGAGACAGCUUCCCUCCAGAGCCGCGAAGGAGGCCACGCGGGCGCGUCCUGACGCAUAUACGGGAUCAUCGCCCCGUAGAAGAGCGCGGGCGCCCUCGCGUGAACCGAUACCUAAGGAGUGGACCAAGAAACUGAGCACAACGCCGAUUCCCUUGCCGAUAAUCCCAGGGUUUGCGAGGCAGCAGUUGUUUGGCAGUCAACCGGCUCGACGUAGCCAGAAUGCUGUGCCGGUUCCUAUCGUGCCAGCAAGUGCGCAGGGGCGAUUGAGAAGCUCGCAAGCCAAUGGUUAUGGUAUCCCGUUGCGUACCGCCACCGCUACGGGCUCUCAUGCUGCUCCCGCUCCGGGUUCUGCUGCUGCUACUUCUCACCCGGUCUCUGGUCUUGUUGCUUCAUCUGCCCACUUUUCAGGUACUGACGUCGCACAUUUCUCAUCAUUUUCCCCUUCUCCCGAACCUUACUCACCUCCUGUUGGUCUUGGGACCAAUAAUCCCUCUCUCUCUUUCGCCAUCUCUCCCGACGGCUCGGACUUUUCUUCCAUGUCACUCGCCGCCCCAGAUACCAACGCCUCUUCUUCCCCUACCAAGAGAAACAAUAAAAAGGGGAAUUCGGUGAUGAGCCCAGAGAACAAGAAGAGGACCGCUAGAGUCAGCGUCCGCCCCAUGGUAGACCGAGUCAGCAACGCGUUGAAUGGCACACUAGCCGACUGCGCAACUACUACUUCCACUUCCGUUUCCGCUGCUACUACCACCACUGCCACAACUGCCGGCGUCAGCACUACAGCAAAUUUGGCGAAGCAAAGAGAUAGGCGCAUGGCGAGACUCGUGAGGCAAAUGUCCCGCCUGGAAAAAGAUGCAGAGAAGGUAAAGCAGACCAAGGAGUACGCCGAGCAAGAGCUGAAGAGGAUGGAAAGAAAGAGGAGGAAUGUGGUCAGAAAGAUGAAUAAGUUGUGGGACAGGGAUAUGGACAGGAGUGCGUAA
Molecule: messenger RNA, 1734 nt
Organism: Neurospora hispaniola
Lineage: Eukaryota; Fungi; Ascomycota; Sordariomycetes; Sordariales; Sordariaceae
Exons: 4
Coding region: 1-1734 (577 amino acids)
Molecular function (GO): zinc ion binding
Source: RefSeq, a predicted model, not a curated record